UUCCCUCUGAAUGUUUGACAUUUGCUCAUAGGUCUCUUUUGCGGUAUCUUCUGCACAUUUGUUUUGUAAAUUUGUAAACUAAAGCCAACAACUAAAACCAGUCGACUGCUGCCGAAAAGCGUGCUUGGAAUUUACGCCAUCGUGAUAAUAGUACCCCUCGCCAGAAGACAUUUGCCUGUGCGAUAACUUACGCGUCUUCGUUGCUUCGUUUUCGUACAUCGGCGUGUAUUUCCAUCACAAAAAAGGGCGCAAACAUCAUGGCCGGUUUAGAAUCGAUGAUAGUGGAAGAAAAACAACAGCCGAUGAAAUCGGUCGACCGAGAAAAGACCUGUCCACUGUUGCUGCGAGUGUUUUGCUCCACCGGACGCCAUCAUUCCACCAACGAGUACUCGUACGGCAAUGUGCCCUCGAACGAGCUACAGAUCUACACCUGGAUGGACGCAACGUUACGCGAACUGACGACGCUCGUGCGGGACGUAAACCCGGAGACGCGGCGCAAGGGCACGUACUUCGACUUUGCCAUCGUUUACCCGGAACGUGGAUCGAUGUACCGAAUGCGCGAGAUCGGCGUCACCUGCUCUGGCCAGAAGGGGGCGGACGACUCGAAAACCCUCGCCCAGGCCAAGUUUACGAUCGGAGACUUCAUGGACAUUAACAUAACGCCUCCAAACCGGGUCCCACCGCCCCGACGCCAGCGACCGUACUAGGGCAGCAUGUGCACGUGCGAAAUGUACGCGUGAAAGGAUUCUUCUCCCCUUUGAGCUGCUGAACGACCAGAGAACCAAAUCUGCCACAAACGAGCACAGGCUUUUUUAAGGAAGGGACGAUUGCUUUUUUUUUGUGUAGAAAUCUGGAGAAGUGCUAAAACACAGUGUGUAGUUUUACAUUUUAAGUGAAUGAUUUUCCAUCGCACACACUGAAAUGGAAAACUUUAUUUCAUCUGUCGCUUCUUCAGAUUUGAGUGUGUGUGUGUGCUCCCUUUGAUUGAAUUUAAUCUUAGAAAAGCAAACGAACUGCAUGUAAGAGAGUGUUCCCCCUUUGCCAGCGACAAACGCGAGCGCUGAUUAUAAUAAAUACGACUUUUCCUACA
Messenger RNA from Anopheles merus, 1090 nucleotides. RefSeq names its product histone deacetylase complex subunit SAP18 (gene Bin1). NCBI's taxonomy places the organism in Eukaryota, Metazoa, Arthropoda, Insecta, Diptera, Culicidae. The record is from RefSeq and is a predicted model, not a curated record. Gene Ontology annotation, biological process: negative regulation of DNA-templated transcription. Gene Ontology annotation, molecular function: transcription factor binding; transcription corepressor activity. Gene Ontology annotation, cellular component: nucleus. The coding region runs from base 258 to 707 and encodes 149 amino acids. The transcript has 2 exons.